This is a messenger RNA of Aspergillus piperis CBS 112811, 1038 nucleotides long. Its product is annotated as GPI anchored serine-threonine rich family protein. The transcript has 2 exons. Lineage: Eukaryota; Fungi; Ascomycota; Eurotiomycetes; Eurotiales; Aspergillaceae. Bases 209 to 862 code for a protein of 217 amino acids. The record is from RefSeq and is a predicted model, not a curated record.
GUGAGUAUAGGACAUCGUGACUGUACUUACUAGGGAAUCCCCAAGGUGUGUCAACUCACUGAGAUCUUGCGGAGAUCUUUGCAGGAAGAAGUGAACCAGUACUAGGGGAGUCAUUUUUGACAGCGGCUUGCAUCAACCAGUGCUGCUUGCGAGAAACUGCAUCUCGUUCUCUGAUACCUGACCUACAAACAUUGGUACUACGGCAACUAUGCGCUUUACAGAGGCAGUUGUUGCUGUUGCGGCGUGUCUGGCUCAAGUCCAGAUUGCCCAGGCAGCCUUGGCUUUCACGCAUUGGCCGACUACUAUUGAUGCCGGCGCCCCUACAACCUUGAACUGGGACAGUGACUCUGAUGCUCCUGUUACGAUCACCCUGCGUAAAGGAGCAGCCGCAGACCUCGACACUGUCCAAGUCUUGACCAAAGAUGCAAAGGGAGGCUCUUACACUUGGACACCUGACAACUCUCUGGAACCAGGCUCAGAUUAUGCCUUUCAGAUCGACCAGGAUGGGCAGGUAAACUAUUCGGGGCUAGUGACGUUGAACAAUGACUCGGAAAGAACCGCUGCAACUUCAGCUGCAAGCUCAACUACCUCCACACAGGAGACGACAACAGCAUCCCAGACACAGACUACACCAACUCCUACACCCACCGACACUGCUCCCCGGGAUGAAGUGAACAGUGUUUUGCCUGGCAACAAUGCGACAACAAACUUCACAUUGGAUGCCAACCACGACAGUAACUCCAAUGUUUCCAGCAAGAGUGCCAUGGCGGCGGCAAUGCAGAAUGGUGGCGCACCUUUCCAGAUGGUCUCUCUUGAUCUGGUCCUUGGCAUCGUGGCUAUGGGUUUCUAUCUCGUCUGUUGAAUCUGACGUGGGAGGACCGAAGUCCUCAGUAGGUAGCAUGAGCAUUGGGAUUUAAUCGUCUAUUUCAGUUCUGAGGUUCGGGAACUGCCAGUUAUGUUGGCCUCAGUCAUCACGACAAAAUUUCUAUUCAUAUGGUUCUUUUCUUUUUCGAAACCGUCCCAUCCUUACCUUUACUU